GAUACCAGCCUCGUAGCUCGAGCAAACUUCGCCAUAUCCAUAAUCCCACAGUUGUAAGAGGUAUUUUAUCCAUUUCACAACUUUAUAGUUGCAAAAGAUGUGUCAUUUAUAAUUUUUGAACGUGUCGUGAUUUUGAAAUUUUAUAAUGACGAAACAUGUAUUUUCCACCAAAAUCUUGAAAUGGAUAUGGGUAGAUUGUUGACACACCUCUCCCAGUGGUUAUUGAUUGUUUGAGUGACCCGGUGGAUGAUCGAUCAUUAACCAUAGCAAAAAAACGUGCCAGUGGUGACACUUUCUCGAUGUCUAGGUCCUCUUCUCAGGUCGGUCCGCUGGCGGCUGCGGCCCAUUCUCCUGAUGGGCUUUCCUCACCAGUUCAUCCGCUAAAUUAAUCGCCGGCCCGUCCAUCAGCUUACGCACUCCCCGAUAAGCCCGGCCCAAAUAGUCGAAAAAGAGACGGCCGGCCGGCAGAAGAGUGUGGACGUACAACGUUGCAUUUUUUUUUUUAGCUGGGGAAGUGGACAAUUCCUCCUGAUUCCCUCCCUUUCCCCAUCCCACGAAAUGGAAUUUCAGUUUCAGUGGGCGUCUAAGGGAGCCGGAGACUGACUCGAGAGGUUUAAGCUUUUGCACCGCCAUGGCACUGGCCGCUCUGUGUAGUUCUACUGUACCUGCCAUCUCGCCGGAAACAACCUUUCUCGUACCAAUCUCCUUCCCCUGGUUGGUUCCAGGUAUGCUUCGCCUUCUUCUCUCCAAUUUUCCGGCAUCCCCUCCUAUCGGAAACAAUCCUCGGCUAUGUGUUUAACUUCCCUAGCUUCUAGUUGCUCUGAUUGAUCGAUUUAUUAAAAGGAAUUUGCAGUAAGCUCCUCCUGUCUUUGUGAAACUAAUGCUUCCUUUUUCUGUUUCCUCCAAUUUCCAGGACUCGAAGCCCUAGCAAAUCAUAUCCGGUCCGAGCAGCUGUGGUGCGCGAACAGGAGGAGAAGGAGGUGGUUGUAGAAGAAACUUUUCAACCCAAGACAUCCGGCUUCGAUGUACAGGAGGGCGGCGGUGGCUCACAGUCACAGAGGGAGCCUCCUCAACCUGAUUCUGAUCAGUUGAUCAUCAAGAUUGAGCAAUCCAUUAACGUCUUUCUCACUGUAAUUUUAUCCAUUUCGAUUGUUAGGCACACACACACACUUCUAAUCCUAAAAUGUUCUUCUGAUUAGAUUUCCCGGGGCAGUGUUUCUGCUUCUGAUUAUAGUAGCUCUACUGAUAUUGCCAGGACACGCUGAUAAAGGUUCUCGACACCUUCUACCGCGAUCGAGAUUAUGCUAGGUUCUUCGUCCUUGAAACCAUUGCGAGGGUUCCUUAUUUUGGUGAGUCGUUGUUGUUGUUGUUUACGUAGCUAACUACUCUUUAUUCGUCAGUUUGGUACUAAUACUUGUGACUGACUAUCCACGGUUCAUUUCUUUCGCAGCCUUCAUUUCAGUUCUGCACUUGUAUGAGAGUUUUGGUUGGUGGAGAAGAGCAGAUUAUCUGAAAGUUCAUUUUGCUGAGAGUUGGAAUGAGAUGCACCACUUACUCAUCAUGGAAGUAAGGGUCCUUUGCGAAUAAUAAGUGUCCACUAUAUCUUGUGGCAUUGUUAAUAUUCAGUGGCAGGACAUGGUAUAUUAUACUUGUGAAGUUGUCAUCACUUAAUUCCUCCCCAUGCCCACGUGGUAAUUUCCCCGAGUGUAGGAUUGUGCAGAUGAGGGAAGAUUUGAUUGCAUUUUGAUUGUCAAUAAAAAGAAAGAGGUUUGCAAUAACAGGGAACCAGAAUUACAACUUAUAUUGAUGAUGGCAAUGGUUUUGUGUUUGCAGGAACUGGGGGGAAAUAGUUGGUGGUUUGACCGAUUCCUCGCAAAACAUAUUGCAGUCUUUUACUAUUUUAUGACCGUCUUUAUGUAUGCAUUGAGCCCAAGAAUGGCUUGUAAGUGCUUUCUCUGUUUUGAUUUAAGUACUUCCAUAUAUCUCCUCUUUUAUACAUUUCCUCUAGUUUUCUCUUUCGUUACUGUUCAUCGUUGUUUUCUAUGGUAGGUAAUAGAUGGCAUAUUAAAUGAAAUCCUUGAUCAUAGAGGCUAAUGUGUUAUACUUUGCUCAAACAAUAAAAAGAAGCAACGUUUACUCUUUUCUUUCACGGAGUUCACCAGGACCUGCAAAAACUUCUCAUUUCUGAUAUUCAAUCGUUUGAGUUUCUUUAGGUCAGAGGAUGAAUAAUCUGUUUGUCCUUCUUGAUGAGCAGUUCAUCCUAAAAUAAUUUUGUUCAUCAUCGUUGCAGAUCACUUUUCGGAAUGCGUGGAACACCAUGCUUAUUCAACCUAUGAUAAAUUUAUCAAGGCGAAUGGAGGUAUGGUGGCAAACAAUCUUGGAUCGCCUGUUAGAUUAUUGCUGUCUUUUGAUUACAAAUUAUCCAUAUAGUUUAUCUGUCGGAUGGUGGUGUUUGUGAUUAGAUGGUUGCGUCCUGGAAUCAUGCUGUGCAUUAAACCUUGAGUAAGACCCUUAUCAUCUAUUAGAAAUUGCACCCUCAUGUUUGACAGAGCUUUGACCAUCAUUUCAUAAAGCUGCUCCCUCAAGUGUUCGUUUAUUUUAGCUUCUAUAGAGAAAUAAAUGCUGAAAAUCGAGUCAUAGGAACUGGAGGUAGUUAAAUGGAUAAAUUUUUUGAUGGAUUCUGCUGAACAAAGUUGAAUAUUGUCUUUAAGGGGAAUGGAAAGAAAUAAAAGUACAUUAUCCAUGGCAAGAGAAAACUAUCUUUUCCACAGGUGUUUCUGUUUGCUCUUCAAGCUUAACGAAAUAGGGUAGUAGAAAAGAGAUUCAAGAAAGCUAGCCGCAAGAAACAUAUCCACCAAUUGAUUCAUCCUACUCACUGUGGUGCACAUAUCUGUGCAGACGAGUUGAAGGAAAUGCCAGCGCCGGAGGUUGCAGUUAGGUACUACACCGGCGGUGACUUGUACUUGUUUGAUGAAUUUCAGACUUCCAGAGUCCCUAACUCACGUAGGCCGAGAAUAGGUAGUUUGUACGACACUUUUGUGAACAUCAGAGAAGAUGAGGGGGAACACUGCAAAACCAUGAAGGCAUGUCAAACUCCUGGUAAUCUGCGCUCUCCACAUUCAUAUGCUGCUGAUGACAGCAAUGAAGAUGAAUCAUCUUGCGAAGGCAUUGUUGACUGCUUAAAGAAAUCUGUAGGUCCUGCUUUAUCCAAGACUAAACAGUAAAGUUUAACCAACAGAAACCUUGGAUACUAUAUUUUGACUGUAUGUAAAUGCUACAACUUAUACAAAUUAUAGAGUGGAUUUAGACAUUGAGAAAACAAUAUACGGCAGCGGGAUAAGGAGUAUUAACUCCCCUCCAAGAUCUAGAAUCAAAUGUAUAAACUUUAUUGUGAAUUCUUUAUUUUGGUUGUGUCAAUUCUUUUAUUCUACUAAUCUCUUGAACAGUGAUGGCAAUUUGAACUUGUCCUGUUGGUAUUAUUCGAUUUGACCAGUGAUGAGGUGGGUAUUACCCAAUCCGCAGUAGUGUGGGUGGGGCAAGAUUGCAAGAGUAUCUACUUUCGACUCGCCUAGGGCUGCAAAUGAGUCGAGCGGCUCGACGUUCGACUCGAGAAAAGCUCGUUCGAAACUCGACUCGUUAAUAAACGAGUCGAACAUCAGUUAAGCUUUGUUCAGCUCGUGAAGCUCGCGAGCUAGCUCGACUCGGUGGCUUGUUGAGCUAAACAAGUGAGUUAACUCGUUUAGAGCUCAUGAUAUGUCUCAACAUGUAGCUAGAGAGCUCACUCGAUUGCCGACUUAUGAACGAAUCAAUCUAUAUCUUAUGAUUUUAAUUCAUAUGGUUGUUAAAUUAUAUAUCUCGCCAUAUAUAAAGUUUAACACGUUGAGUAUGUUAGCAAAUAUAUCUUAUUUUCUAUUUUAAAAAGAAAUUAUGUAUCAUAGAUGAUAUAUGAUACCAACAAAGUAUAAUAUAAGAUUAGCUAACAAAAUAAAUCAUAUGUAUCAAGAUAUACAAAAUGAAGUACCAAAUAAAAGUCAAGAUUUUAGUAAACAAGCUAGCUCGAGCUCGACUCGACUCGACUCGUUAUUAAACGAGCUGAGCUCGAGUUCAGCUCGUUUAUUAAUGAGCCGAGAUCAAUCUGGGGUAAAACUCGACUCGACUCGGGUCAUUUGCAGCCCUAGACUCGCUUUGCCCCGUCCCGUUUUUGGCACAUUCUAUAUCAAUUUUUUAUAGUUUCCAUCAUUGUUAUAAGAACCGAACUGGAUCAAUGGUCGGUCCAGUAGAACCGUUAAACCAGUUACGAUAGCGGUCCGGUUCAUUGCUUGAACAGUUAUUGAUGGACCAAACGAUUUUUCACGGUUCAACAUAAAAUCAGAUGACCAACACGGUUUAACUGGUUCACUAUUUUAACAAAAAAUGCUUUAACUGGUCGACUUUACGUUGUCUACUACCGAUUAGAACUGUAAUUUUUAAUUUGAAUUAAAAAAAUGUGGUUUCUUUUGUGAGAUGGUUGGAAUUAUUUAUUAGAUAUUUUGGUGAUGAUAUGAAUUUGAACUUUGUUUAUGGUAAUUGAUAAUUUCAUUCUUAAAUUAGUGUAAUAUACAAGUCUUAUAUGUUAUAUAUCAUAAACAAUUCUAUCAACGGUUCACCAACGGUUUUGUAACGGUUAACUGCUGAACCCUAAACCCUAAACCACUAACGUUUCCGGUUCAGCCUUCGGUUCGGUUCUAAAAACAGAGGUUUCCAUGCAUAUUUCUCCUAAUAUGACUUUUCUUCAACUAAUUAGAGUCGGUAAAUUUAACUUGUUAGACUCAAUUACCAAUUUUUAUAUUACUAUUUUUCAUUCAUAAAAUAUUUUCAAAUUCGUUUUAUCGUAAAAACUAAAUUUGCGUGUAUUUUUCUCAAAUAACAUGUAAAAAUGAUUCGAGACGUCCCAUAAAAUAUGAAUAUUGAGGUAACCGCCCUCGUUACCAAUGGCGGAUACAUGAUGCUUUAGGGGUGUCCCGGGACACCCCUACAUUUUGGGAACACGAUUAUCCAACUCCUAGUAGUAGUUUCGUAUGGAUAAACAAAAUAUAACUGGUAAUCUGGGACACCACUAAAAUUUUAAUAAACGAUUAUCUUACCC
This is a messenger RNA of Linum trigynum, 5125 nucleotides long. Lineage: Eukaryota; Viridiplantae; Streptophyta; Magnoliopsida; Malpighiales; Linaceae. The record is from the annotation of a GenBank genome assembly.